AUGAAUCCUUCUCCUACGAAACCAAGUUUUUGGUAUUGCGAUGUAUGCAAUCGCGUUUUUGAUCAUGGUGCGUUUCGUUACAAUUGCACUGUCUGUCCUAAUUAUGAUCAAUGUAAGGAAUGUACAGCGACGAUGUGCCCACCACAUCCUCACUCUUUAGUUUCCGAAUUGGCUUUUGGCGAUGGAGAAAACACAACUUCUAGUGGAAGAACAAUGGCAUUAGCAAUUCAAGCAGCGAUGGAGAUCUAUUGUGAUCGUCACUAGACGAACAGCAAUGAAUUGUUGAAUCCAUAUUCCACCGGUUCUUAUUGGCCGUUCUCGAAUUUUGAUGAAUCCAGUGAAGUACCGAAAGAAAAAGAUGGUGUUUCGAUUCACUACAUAGGUGAUAUCGAAAAAGCGGGUUCUUGCAAACGAUAUAAUUAUGUUUCUGUCGAACCGAACGAUAUUCUCACCAUUAUUUAUACAAGUGGUAGCUCAGGCUUUCCAAAAGGAGUCAUGAUUUCUGACGGUGCUUUGAGAAGUCUUUUUCCAGAAGAGCUUUUACCAUCUACUGGCGAACAAGUGACGUUCUCCUAUCAACCACUUGCAUGGUAUGGUGGACGAAAUCAAUUGAUUGGAACGUUUCUUCUUGGAGGACGUGCUGGAUUCUUCACAGGUAAUCCAUUUCGACUGAUGGAAGAGAUGGCUUUGGUGAGACCGACGCUUUUUGCUGCUCCACCAAGUAUUUGGAAUAAAAUUUAUUCCGAAUUUAAAGCAGCUCUUGCGUUGACCAUGGCCACUACUUCCCAACAACGUUCUGAAGUAGAAGAAGAACUUUUCCGACAAUUCUCAAAAUUAAUACCAUCAAGAUGUGAAACGAUCGCUAUCGUUGGUGCUCUAAUCAGCCCAUUAGUACUUGACUUUAUGCGCAAAUGCUUUCGACACUGUUGCAUCGAAGACGGUUACGGAAUCACAGAAUGUGGAGGUAUAGCAUUCAACAAUCGUUUUGAUCCUACUGUUACCUAUCGACUUGAAUCAGUUCCUGAAAUGGGCUUUACAGUUGAAGAUCAGCCUUUCCCACGAGGUGAACUUUUAACAAAAACACGUCAACUGUUUUCCGGAUAUGUCAAUAAUCCGGCGGAAACACGAGCAGCAUUGACUGAUGACGGUUUCUUUCGUACUGGCGAUAUUAUUGAACUACGUCAAGCCCGAGACGAACCGCCGUAUGUCCAUAUAAUUGAUCGCAAGAAGAAUUUCUUUAAGCUUUCUCAUGGACAAUUUGUCUCUCCCGAAUAUCUGCAGGGUAUCUUCACUCGAAGUGCCUUCAUCGAACAGAUCUUCAUUCAUGGUGAUCUAUAUGAAGACAGUGUCACCGCUGUUGCUGUGCCAAAUCGAAAUCGUGCUCAAGCGUUUGCCAUCGAGAAUAACGUAACAUCUCUCGAAUCGGAUCCGAAAUUCUAUGACGCAAUGAUGCGUGAUCUGCAUUCAAUUGCCACCAAGGAAUCGCUUCGAAAGCAUGAAAUUCCAUCACGAAUAAUUAUAGAUUUCGAACCAUUCACCGUCGAAAAUGGGUUGCUCACUUCGUCCUUGAAGCCUUGUCGUCCCAAAUUGACUGCUCAUUAUGCAAAGCGAUUGAAGAAAACGAACACGUUGGAACAACAGUUGAAAAACAUUAUCGAAACUGCUACAGGUCAAUCGUUGACAACCGAUGACGAUGCUGGUUUUCUAGCCACCGGUGGAAACUCCUUAACAGCCGUACGUUUAUCACGAAUGAUCCGCGAGAAUCUCGGAAUCACUCUACCACUCUACAUACUAUUCGAACCUGAGACGAAUCUCAAACGUUUGACAAAAUUCGCUCAAAAUCCUUCAUUGAUACAACAGAAUUCGAUCGUUCCGCGACUCUUACAUGAUGCUGAGCUUGAUCUCAAUAUUACAAUAGGCAAACCAAAAGCGCUUGUUUGCUCUCCAACGAUGGUUUUCGUGACAGGUACAACAGGAUUUGUUGGUGGUUUUUUAUUGUUUGAAAUGUUGAAUAGAUAUCCGGUCGAUUGCAAGUUUAUUUGUCUCGUUCGAUGUGACCAGUCGACGAAUCCAUUGGAUCGUAUUCGAAAGAACAUGGCUUUUCUUCAUUUGUGGCAAGAGCAUUUUCGAGAACGUAUCGUACCGCUACGAGGAGAUCUCGCUCAGACUCACUUUGGACUAGACGACAAGACUUAUGCAUCAACUGCAAUGCAAAUUGAUCUCAUUUUUCAUUGUGGUGCUACCGUCAAUUUCUUUUUACCCUAUAGUCAACUUUAUGGUUCAAACGUUUGUGGUACUCGAGAGAUCAUUCGUCUUGCCACUCAUUCGCCCAACUGUAUUCCUAUACAAUAUGUCUCGACUAUCAGUGUUCUGCCACCGGGUAUUGUGGAAGAAAUGCAUAUUGACGCUAUCUCACCGCAUCGUCUGACCACUGGUUAUGGACAAAGUAAAUGGGUGGCAGAAAAACUUAUAAGAAAAGCUAGCUGUUUUGGUCUACCAGUUGUCACCUAUCGACUGGGCUCAAUGUGCGCUAGCGCAAACAGUGGUGCCUGCAAUCCACUCGAUCUUCAUACAAUAUUAAUCGCUGCUAUCUUGAAGACAGGUUUCUAUCCGACUGAAGCUCUCAACAUCAAGCUUGACUCUUCACCGGUGAGUUUUGCUGCGGAAAAUAUUGUUCGUUUGAGUCUCGUUCGACCUGAUAUGUAUGGAAAUGUCUAUCAUAUUGUUCAUCCUGAUGGUGGAGUGGCAUUUCAGAACAUUGUUAGAAGCUUGAGAUUGUGUGAUGUAAAGGUAAAAGAGGUUCCCUUCGAACAAUGGCGAUCAACAAUCCAAGGUCAUUCAUUUGAAUCGGCCGAUGAGCUGCUAUUCGAUUUGAUUUUUGGAAAACGAUUGACAUUAUCCGCCAAGCAAUUUUACAGUAUUGUUUCUCCACUCAAUAUUCCGGCUAUGGACAACGACUACACAAAUAAAUGGUUAGCAUUUAUAAUGCAAAAUGUUCGAUAA
Molecule: messenger RNA, 3003 nt
Organism: Rotaria sp. Silwood2
Lineage: Eukaryota; Metazoa; Rotifera; Eurotatoria; Philodinida; Philodinidae
Source: the annotation of a GenBank genome assembly